Rhinolophus ferrumequinum (greater horseshoe bat) is the source of this 3079-nucleotide messenger RNA. It is a transcript of the gene GTF3C3, whose product is annotated as general transcription factor IIIC subunit 3. Gene Ontology annotation, cellular component: transcription factor TFIIIC complex. The record is from RefSeq and is a predicted model, not a curated record. Gene Ontology annotation, molecular function: protein binding. The transcript has 18 exons. Bases 124 to 2775 code for a protein of 883 amino acids. Lineage: Eukaryota; Metazoa; Chordata; Mammalia; Chiroptera; Rhinolophidae. Gene Ontology annotation, biological process: transcription by RNA polymerase III.
GGGCUGGUUUCCCCGUUGGACGCCGCGUCUUUGCUCUCGGCUCCCCGGUGCGGGUUUGAGUUUGAGAGGCGCUGCUCUUUCACUGUCUGGGUUCCUGGGGCUACACAUCCGGACCCCGCAGACAUGUCGGGGUUCAGCCCGGAGCUCAUCGACUAUCUGGAAGGGAAGAUCUCCUUUGAGGAGUUCGAAAGGCGGAGAGAAGAGAGAAAAACCCGCGAGAAGAAAAGUCUUCAGGAAAAAGGAAAGUUAUCAGCUGAAGAAAAUCCAAAUGACUCUGAAGUUCCAUCAUCAUCAGGAAUUGAUUCUACCAAAUCCCAGGAAAAAGAUGCCAGUGAAGGAGAAACAUCUGAUGGAGUUAGUAAGUCAGUUCACAAAGUCUUUGCUUCCAUGCUUGGAGAGAAUGAAGAUGAUGAGGAAGAAGAGGAAGAAGAGGAGGAGGAAGAAGAAACACCUGAGCAACCCACUGCAGGAGAUGUGUUUGUGUUGGAGAUGGUCCUUAAUCGUGAAACCAAGAAAAUGAUGAAAGAAAAAAGGCCUCGGAGUAAACUUCCCAGAGCUCUGAGAGGUCUCAUGGGGGAAGCCAACAUUCGCUUUGCUCGGGGAGAACAUGAAGAGGCAAUAUUGAUGUGCAUGGAAAUCAUACGACAAGCUCCCCUGGCUUAUGAGCCAUUCUCUACUCUUGCCAUGAUCUAUGAGGACCAAGGUGACAUGGAGAAAUCUCUGCAGUUUGAGUUGAUUGCUGCACAUUUAAAUCCCAGUGACACUGAAGAAUGGGUUAGAUUGGCAGAAAUGUCUCUGGAACAAGAUAAUAUUAAGCAGGCUAUUUUUUGCUACACAAAAGCUCUUAAAUAUGAACCUACUAAUGUCCGUUACCUGUGGGAGCGAUCAAGUCUUUACGAACAGAUGGGAGAUCAUAAAAUGGCAAUGGAUGGUUAUAGGCGUAUUUUAAACCUUUUGUCUCCAUCUGAUGGAGAACGAUUUAUGCAAUUGGCUAGAGAUAUGGCAAAGAGUUACUAUGAAGCCAAUGAUGUUACUUCAGCUAUUAACAUAAUUGAAGAAGCUUUCUCAAAACACCAGGGCCUAGUCUCCAUGGAAGAUGUUAACAUAGCAGCUGAACUAUACAUUUCUAACAAACAAUAUGACAAAGCUUUGGAGGUAAUUACAGAUUUUUCUGGAAUCGUGCUAGAAAAAAAAACUGCAGAAGAAGGCACUUCGGAAGACAAUAAAGCUGGGGAGAACGUUACCUGUGCUAUACCUGACGGAGUGCCGAUAGAUAUCACAGUGAAGCUGAUGGUCUGCCUGGUGCAUCUCAACAUCCUUGAACCACUUAAUCCUCUUUUGACAACACUAGUGGAACAGAAUCCUGAAGAUAUGGGAGACCUCUAUUUAGAUGUUGCUGAAGCUUUUCUGGAUGUUGGUGAAUAUAAUUCUGCACUUCCUCUCCUUAGUGCACUAGUCUGCUCUGAAAGAUACAACCUUGCAGUAGUUUGGCUUCGGCAUGCAGACUGUUUAAAGGCCUUAGGCUACAUGGAACGUGCUGCUGAAAGCUAUGGGAAAGUGGUUGAUCUGGCUCCGCUCCAUCUGGAUGCAAGAAUUUCACUUUCCACCCUUCAGCAGCAGCUGGGCCGUCCUGAGAAAGCUCUGGAAGCUCUUGAACCAAUGUAUGAUCCAGACACUUUAGCACAGGAUGCAAAUGCGGCACAGCAGGAACUGAAGUUAUUGCUUCAUCGUUCUACUCUAUUGUUUUCACAAGGCAAAAUGUAUGGUUAUGUGGACACCCUACUUACCAUGUUAGCUAUGUUUUUAAAGGUAGCAAUGAAUAGAGCCCAGGUCUGUUUGAUAUCCAGUUCCAAAUCUGGAGAGAGGCAUCUCUACCUCAUUAAAGUGUCAAGAGACAAAAUAUCAGACAACAAUGACCAAGAGACAGCAAAUUGUGAUGCAAAAGCAAUAUUUGCUGUACUCACGAGUGUUUUGACGAAAGAUGACUGGUGGAACCUUCUGUUGAAGGCCAUAUAUUCCUUAUGUGACCUAUCCCGAUUUCAGGAGGCUGAGUUACUUGUGGAUUCUUCAUUGGAAUAUUAUUCAUUUUACGAUGACAGACAAAAACGCAAAGAACUAGAAUACUUUGGUCUCUCUGCUGCAAUUCUGGACAAAAAUUUCAGAAAGGCAUACAACUAUAUCAGGGUAAUGGUAAUGGAAAAUGUCAAUAAACCCCAGCUCUGGAACAUUUUCAAUCAAGUUACCAUGCAUUCUCAAGAUGUACGCCAUCAUCGUUUCUGUCUCCGUUUAAUGCUGAAAAACCCAGACAGUCAUGCCCUGUGUGUGUUAAAUGGACACAAUGCAUUCGUGUCUGGUAGUUUUAAACACGCCCUUGGCCAGUAUGUACAAGCCUUUCGCUCCCGUCCCGAUGAACCUCUCUAUAACCUCUGUAUAGGCCUAACCUUUAUUCACAUGGCAUCUCAGAAGUAUGUAUUAAGGAGACAUGCUCUUAUUGUGCAGGGCUUCUCCUUUCUUAAUCGAUACCUCAGUCUACGUGGGCCUUGCCAGGAAUCUUUCUACAAUUUGGGCCGUGGCCUUCACCAGCUGGGGCUGAUUCAUCUUGCAAUCCAUUAUUAUCAGAAGGCCCUGGAGCUCCCUCCACUUGUGGUAGAGGGUAUAGAAGUUGAUCAGAUCGACUUACGAAGAGAUAUUGCCUACAACUUAUCUAUCAUUUAUCAGGGCAGCGGGAAUAUUGCAAUGGCACAAAAACUUUUGUAUACCUAUUGUUCUAUAUAGGGCACCUCGGCUGAAAAGGAGCACAGAGUAGCUGUUGUGCGUGGACCAGUGUUUUCUGUCUCAGGGCUUAUUAUUAGCCCCAAAAUGGAAAUGAUAAUUUCAGAAUUAUCUAACCGUGUAUUUCAUAUUUGAUAUGUGAUAAUCAUCUUUUGGUAGAUGUGCAAAAAUUAUCAUUCCUAUAAGAAUUUGUAUAUUGUUCUGUCAUUUUCCUUUAGCAUUUUUUAGUAAAAUUGUCCCCAAAGCUGAAAUGGACAGUAAUAAUCUUUGAGUUAGCUUGGAGUCAAAUACACUAAUUUUUCACUCA